Molecule: messenger RNA, 791 nt
Organism: Mytilus trossulus (common blue mussel)
Lineage: Eukaryota; Metazoa; Mollusca; Bivalvia; Mytilida; Mytilidae
Exons: 5
Coding region: 119-634 (171 amino acids)
Source: RefSeq, a predicted model, not a curated record
UUCAAUACACAAUUUGUUUCAAAUGCAUACUGAUAAACAACCGUUAUUUACAAAUAUGGACACUCUUUACAUUGAAUGGAAUUAUGUACAUAAAUGACAAGAUUAUUUUUAUAUAAAAAUGAGUACACGAUAUGGACUAAAUGCUCUUAACCUAGCCGUUUUUCUUGGAAUUUCUAGUGAAGUAACUACCUCUCAAUAUUGUCGAGUAUUUUGCGAAUAUGGCUGUUGUGGGAACAGUUGCUGUCCAGAUCAGCGUGCUAUUGCUGUGGGGUCCAUAUUUGGUGGCCUGGCAUUUAUCUUCUUAAUUGUUAUGCUAUGUAUUAUUUGCAUGGGAUAUAUAAAAAAGAAAUCAAGGAAGGAAAGGAUGCAAAUAUCUCACGCGGACCAGGAGGCACAGACAAUCAACAAAGUAAAUGAUACAAGAACAAUCAACAUGGACAGUACCACGUGUACAGUAAUUAUCAAUUUGAAGAAUAGAAAGAAAGCCGUGGUAAAAGUGAAUAGUGGUAGAAUGUCAAUAAUAAAGGAAGAUGAUGUCGAUGUUCAAACGAGGGCAUUAAACAAACCAUUGACACCACAGCCAUUACCUCCAGAAUUAUUGAAAAGUGCUGAGGCGGCGAGGAGAAAGGAAUAAAGGACGGCAAAGUAUUGCAAGACACUUUGGAAAAAGCUCAUCCAAGAACUUUUACUCGUUUUGUUGAUUUCAUAAAUCACAAACAACAUAAUUAGUUUUGAAAGAUCGCUUCUCAUAUUUUUUUUUACUUUUUUUAUGUCCAUCCGACAAAUAUAUA